CCAUGAUUCAACAAAUGCGCUAAAGUAUCCAUGCAGCUCAAGGGUUGUUUGGCGCGAGGAACACCUGGAACUGUGAUUUACCUGGAUGAGACGCUGGGGAGAAGAGCCCUUUGGGAUCUGCUAUCAAGGAACAAAAAAACAAACAGACCGUCUCUGUGCGUUACUCUGUCAUGGCUGAUAGCAAGGCAGAAAGAGGAAUCAAAUGGGAGGUUCGAGCCAACGACCGUCAUUUUCAUCAAUCCUGUCACCGCAGAUCUUUCUUUUGUUUCCGCUGGGGGCGUUAUGCUGACAAUAUGGUGCGGAGCUACAAAUACACACCUUUGACCUUUUUGCCCCUUAACCUGUAUGAACAGUUCCAGCGAGCAGCGAAUCUCUUCUUCCUACUUAUUGUGGUCUUGCAGAGUGUUCCUAUAAUUGCAACCAUCCCUUGGUACAGCACUAUGCUUCCUUUGCUGUUUGUUCUGCUUGUGCGUGGGUGUAAAGAUCUAGCCACAGACUUGGGCCGACGACGUAGUGAUGCACAAAUUAACCGGUGCCCUUGUGACAUUCUCACUCCUGAGGGCUUCAAAACUGUUAAGUGGAAAGAUGUACGUGUUGGUGACAUUCUCCAGCUUCAUAAGGACCAGAUCAUACCUGCAGAUUUGCUCCUCCUUUGCAGCACUGAGCCACACAGCCUUUGCUACGUAGAAACAGCAGACAUCGAUGGAGAAACCAACUUGAAGUUUCGCCAGGCUCUGAGUGUAACUCAUACUGAGCUGAAUGGAGAUUCAGUUAAGCAAAGCCUGGCAGCUUUUGAUGGUAUUGUGUGGUGCGAAGAACCAAACGGUAACUUGCAUUCCUUCAAAGGUGAGUUACAUUGGAAAGGAGAGCGCCACCUUCUGGACACAGACCAUCUGCUCCUCCGAGGAACUGUGCUGCGAAACACGGACAUAGCUUAUGGAUUAGCGAUAUACACAGGCUCAGAUAGUAAAAUUCUGCAAAACUGUGGAAAACUAAAACUGAAGAAAACUCAAGUGGAAAUACUACUAAACACAACUGUGUUGGUGAUUCUGCUGUUCAUGCUAACAACAGCCCUUCUCCUGGCUGUGGGCGCCGGGCUUUUUGAGCACAGGUUUUCCUCUCAGUACGACGUUGUCUCGACCUUGCAGCGUGAUUCGUCUCCUGUCUACCUGGGCUUCCUCACCUUCUGGGGCUACAUCAUUUUGCUUAGUCCUUCGAUGCCCAUGUCUCUCUAUAUAACAUUUGAAGUGAUCCACAUGGUGCAUUGUCUCCUGAUUGGCUGGGAUGUUGAGAUGUACUGGGAGGACAAUAAUAGCCCCGCUCAGGCCCGUACAACCACCCUGAAUGAGGAAUUAGGUCAGGUGGGCCACCUGCUCAGCGACAAGACCGGCACUCUAACGCAAAACCGCCUGCUUUUUCGUCAGUGCUUCAUUGCUGGACACAUUUAUGGUGACAUGUCAAAGGAACUCAAGCCGCUAGACUUAAGCUGGAACCGGUUUUCCUGUGGUGGACUGAAGUUUUCCGACCAGCAGUUGGUGGACCAUCUGCGUGAACGGAGCAGCCCUGAGUGCCAAGAGUUCUUCACGGCUCUGGCCCUUUGCCACACUGUCAUGAGCGAGUGGAGGGAUGGUUUGCCUCAUUACCAGGCUUCCUCUCCGGAUGAGGAAGCUCUGGUGUGUGCAGCACGGGAGCUGGGCUGGGUGUUUCUCUCCCGUACACGAGAAACCCUCACCAUCAGUGAGAUGGGCCUCACGCGAAACUAUCAGCUCCUGGCCCUCCUGGACUUCACCAGCAAGAGGAGACGCAUGUCAGUACUGGUGCGGGACCCUGGAGGACAGUUGAAGCUGUACUGUAAAGGUGCAGAUCUUGUUGUUCUGGAAAGGCUUCAGAGGGACUGGCCACUUCAGGAGAGCACCGAGAGAGCUCUAGAGCUGUUCUCUCAGAGCUGUCUGAGGACUCUGUGUGUAGCAGUGCGCUCGGUUCCUGAAGCCCUGUGGACGGAGUGGAACCGCACCCUCAGUCAGGCGGGCACAUCGACGGGUAACCAGGAGACCGCGCUCGAAGAGAUAUAUGAACAAAUGGAAAAAGACUUAACGCUGUUGGGCGUGACUGCCAUUGAGGAUCGUCUCCAGGAAGGUGUCCCUGAGACCAUCGCCACCCUGCGGAGGGCGGGGGUGAAGGUGUGGGUGCUGACAGGAGACAAAACAGAAACGGCUGUGAAUGUGGGAUAUGCAUGCAAACUGAUGGAUCCAGACACAACUCUGAUUCAAGGGGAGGAGCUUAGGCAGCUUCUAGAGUCUCCUUCUCCAGAUGUUCAUGUCAUUUCUAAAGAGCCGGAGGUUUGGAUCACAGACAAGAGAGCAGUGAAGAGCAAAGCAGCACUCGUCAUUUCAGGUCCUGAACUGGCAGAAUUGACCAGAACGGCAGAAUGGGGGGCAAAGUUUGUUGCUCUGUCUGACCAAUGCCAGUCUGUAUUGUGCUGUCGUGUGACACCAGCGCAAAAAGCGGAAGUGGUCGAGAUGGUCAGGAAGCAUUCGGCUUCGAUUACAAUGGCAAUAGGCGAUGGCGCCAACGAUGUCAACAUGAUCAAGACGGCACAUAUAGGCGUUGGUCUUUGUGGCGUGGAGGGAAGUCAGGCGGUGCAGAAUGCAGAUUUCGCUCUGGCUCAGUUCAGCUUCCUUCGCAGGCUGCUGCUGGUACACGGGCACUGGUCAUACUACCGCAUCUGCAUCCUUCUGCGCUAUUUCCUCUACAAAACCACUGCUUUUGCUCUGGUGCACAUUUGGUAUAGUUUCUACAAUGGCUUCAGCGCUCAGCCUAUGUAUGAGAGCUGGUUUAUUAGCCUCUACACAACACUGUACACAUCCCUGCCUAUACAGUGCAUGGGUUUUUUUGAACAGGAUGUGAGCGCCAAGAGUUGUCUGUGUUGGCCUGAGAUCUACUCGAUUGGACAGAGGAAGCAGCUUUUCAAUCCUUUAGUUCUGGCCAUCACUCUCCUCUACUCGAUCUACACCUCCAUCAUCCUGUUCUUCAUCCCUAUGGGAAUAUUGCAGUACUCUGCUCUCGAUUAUCAGACUUUAGCCGUAACGGUUCAAACAUCUGUAGUGCUCACCAUGACUGUUGAGGUUAUUCUACAUACAAAAUACUGGACUAAGUACAGCGUUGCAGCAGUAGUUUUUAGUUUGGUGGCGUUCUUUCUGUCCAUGCUGGCUCUCCAUAGCGCUCGACUCUUCACUGCCUCACCUAAAGACUACUUUUUUCUGGGAGCAUCACCAAAUGCAUACAGUACCCCUGAGGUUUGGCUGACCAUAUGUGUGACCACCUGUAUUGCUGUCCUUCCCUCAAUAACCAUACGGGCCUUAGGUCUUGUGCUAACAAACCCCAACAAACAUAAGAUCCACAGCUCGAAUGAGUCUGUUGAGCUGAAGUCGUGGUUUCAGAGAGGAACCCUUCAGCGUCGUUCAUCCUAUGCGGUGUCCCAAGGGAAAGGUUUUGGAAAGUUAAUCACCACAGGCGUUGGGCUUCCCUCUACGGCACCCCCACAGGACAGGAGAGUUACAGCAGAUAGUCUGAAGAAAGAAUCUCCACAGGGUUCACGUAUAGAAAUGAAUAGUGGCGAUGUGGCAUGCUAGCAUCUUCAGUGUGUUUUGUCAUGCACUGAAAAUGUGAUAUGAGUAGCAAAUAUUUUAACUAAAAAAGUCUGUGGUCCAGAAACCUAGGGCUUUUGGUGCAAUUCCAAAAUGGAGGCCCGGAAGACACCUAAUCUAAUUGAUAGUGAUCAUUUUGCCAAUACUUAAUGUUAUUUAAAAUGCAAAAAAAGUUGUAAAUCCCCGAUUUGUCAUAACAUUAUGAGCAUCAUAGGGCCAAAUAGUUGAUAAAAGGUAAAUCCCAUCACCUUUAGU
Onychostoma macrolepis is the source of this 3902-nucleotide messenger RNA. RefSeq names its product ATPase phospholipid transporting 8B3 (gene atp8b3). The record is from RefSeq and is a predicted model, not a curated record. The transcript has 28 exons. Gene Ontology annotation, biological process: phospholipid translocation; Golgi organization. Gene Ontology annotation, cellular component: plasma membrane. NCBI's taxonomy places the organism in Eukaryota, Metazoa, Chordata, Actinopteri, Cypriniformes, Cyprinidae. Gene Ontology annotation, molecular function: magnesium ion binding; ATP hydrolysis activity; ATPase-coupled intramembrane lipid carrier activity. Bases 171 to 3632 code for a protein of 1153 amino acids.